GACACAGCCAAGGCUAACCAGCAACGCAUAACUUACGCACCUCAGCUCUCCAGCUGUCUCAGAGCCUUAAAACCUUGCAACUGUGCCAAACACUGCGCGAACAAGGCCGACAAUGCCGACUUCCGUCGCGCCGCUCAGCGAGGAGCUUACCGUGAAGAUUGAGCACGGCGGCGUCGAGGACGUCGCUGCCUGCAGCGACCAGGACAUCGCCGACGUCGAGAUGGCGCGCUACAAGGCGCUGGACGCGCGGGCGAAAGGCGUGCCUGUGACCAACAAGACCAUCGCGAUGCUGGCGAAGGACUCCCAAGCGCUGGCUGCCAAUGCCGGACCCCAGAACUGGGGACUUACCGAGAUGAGCGCGAUGAUGGAUGAGAAGCUUGGCGGGCUGAAGACGGAGAUGAGCGCGAUGAUGGGUGAGAAGAUUGGCGGGCUGAAGACGGAGAUGAGCCAGGAGAUGAGCGCGAUGAUGGGUGAGAAGAUUGGCGGGCUGAAGACGGAGAUGAGCCAGGAGAUGAGCGUGAUGAUGGAUGAGAAGAUUAGCGGGCUGAAGACAUAUAUUAACACUAAAUUUGACGAGAUGGUGGAAGCGUCCAAUUACGCGGUUUACAACGAGGCGGCUCGCCGCAGCAACGCGGCCGCCCCAUCCGACGCGCCGCUGGUCAAGCUCAAGAAGGAGCGCGGCAGCGGCGCUGGCACAGUGCCGGCCUGCCCGCCCUUCCCCGUGCGCAAGGCGGACCUGCUGCACAGUAUCACACCGGCCCACAUCAACGAGCUGGAGCGGUUUUACGACGUGAAGUUUGAGGCCAUGGCGGCGCCGGAGCCGGCGGUCGGAGGCCCGGCGGCGAGUACGCGCUCCACCAAUCAGCCGCAGCGGCGCCAGCAGCUGGCCACGUUUCUGGGUGUGCCAUAACUCUGCUCGAGGGAGUGGGCAGAGCGCCAAGUGCUACUGCCAAUCAAGGUCGGUCCACUGGCGACGAGCCCACGUAGGCCGUAGCAGAGAGCCGCUGCUGGGUGGAGCUGUCUACACGGCAUUUUACCAGCUGCAAGGCAGUGCGGUGCAAUGCAGCCGCCUGGUAGACAGCAGCAGCAGCCGAAGGAACGCAUCCAGCAGCGAUGGCGACACGCACGGGCAGCGGUGGUUACCAUUUUCAAUCGACCGACGGGGGCGGGAGUCGCAGGAGUAGAUAGAGGACGACGCAGUGCAGUGCACGGGCGCGCCGCAAACCCUGAGUGGAGCUUCAUAUGUGUGGUUGUGGGCGUUUGAGGCGUCACCUGCCAGCGCGGUGGUGUGGUGUGUGGUGUGCCACCACAUGGGCGCGGCCAGUCUUCCUAGCUGACUGAGCUGCCGGAGGGAGGGAGGGCAAGGCGCUGCAAUACGCGGGAUACCAGGAGCCGUCACCUGCACACGCGCGCCCUGACCUUGACGCACCCAGCACUCAUGACAAUACAGGGGGUUGAUCGGCUGCUACAUAAGCCCAUGCAUAUUGAGACACAGUACUUUGGCACACAGACAUGUAGGGACCGAGCGAGGACCGGAGGAGCAUGUGGGCUGUGUGUGGAUGCGUGCAGGCUGGGGCGGGGCCGUGUAGGCCGUGGGCCCGCAUCUAUCUACAAUGAAUGUUGCUGUGUGUAGACAUGUGUGUGGGCGCGACGGCCUCUCAGCGGCUGGUAUAGCACUGUAGCUGUGAGUAGUUAAGGAGGGCGGUGCUGGAGCUGGGGUUGCCAGCUGGGAUUGGGUGCGCCACCGUGCGCCAUGCGUGCGGGACUGGCCGCGCAGCAGCUUGAUGUGUGCGUGGCGCCGUGGCGCGACACGUUGGGCGCGCGAUGACCUUCAAUCAGUCAUCAACACCGCCCGCUGCUGUAACAGCACGAUGAC
This is a messenger RNA of Chlamydomonas reinhardtii, 1876 nucleotides long. RefSeq lists its product as uncharacterized. The transcript is spliced from 4 exons. NCBI's taxonomy places the organism in Eukaryota, Viridiplantae, Chlorophyta, Chlorophyceae, Chlamydomonadales, Chlamydomonadaceae. Gene Ontology annotation, cellular component: proton-transporting V-type ATPase complex; vacuolar membrane. The record is from RefSeq and is a predicted model, not a curated record. Gene Ontology annotation, molecular function: proton-transporting ATPase activity, rotational mechanism. The coding region runs from base 113 to 910 and encodes 265 amino acids.